Molecule: messenger RNA, 669 nt
Organism: Fonsecaea multimorphosa CBS 102226
Lineage: Eukaryota; Fungi; Ascomycota; Eurotiomycetes; Chaetothyriales; Herpotrichiellaceae
Exons: 2
Coding region: 1-669 (222 amino acids)
Source: RefSeq, a predicted model, not a curated record
AUGUCAGCAAGAUUUGUCACUGACCCCGACGGUUUGGUCUUCCAUGCACUUAUUGGAACAGCAUCAAGGCUCCAAGCAUAUGCGCUUCGAAAUCUUCUCUAUAGACAUCUUACUACUCAGACGUUUAUUGGGGUGUCUUUUGCGUUGGCAGGAUAUGGCAUGUUCGAACUUGCAUUUCACCUUCCCUAUUAUGCCUGGAGGGACGCAGAAGCUCAAAUAGAAGAUCCUCGACGAGAUUUCAAUGGCCGACCCAUGAGGCAGUCCCACGACGUUUCUUUCCUUAACUGGCAAAAUGACGGGCAGCGUUCUUUUAUAUAUCAAGCGCAGAAUUCUUGCGUGGUUGCCGGAACAGACAUCUGGAGAUGGGUUGGGUAUUGUUUCGUCGAGUCUUACUUCGAUCGUGACAACGAGGCUAGGGAAACCGUCAUGGCACAUAUCAAGGAUGGCCAGGAGGGAGGGAUUUCCCUGGAUCCUUGCACAUAUGGACGUUAUUCACUCGAGGACAACAUCAAGGAUCCGCGGGAGUGGUUCCUGCUCGUCUUCCAGUGUCGUCUGUACCAAAUCCAAGGUGAAUGGCGCCAAGUGGUCAACAAGGUAGUCCAGAGCGUUCGCGACUAUGAGGUACCGGUACGUUACAACUUGAAGGGCGGCACGAGGUUCGGUCCUUAG